AUGACCUUCAGCAGGUCUCAAACACAGAAGAGGAAGAUGGAACACAGACAACUGGGAAAAUUCACACGCCUAAUUAAAAACGAUGAGCAAUGUUUGAAACAAGGAACUUGUUCUCGUGAGAAUGAAAAGUUGGUUGUGAACCUAUCUUCAAGGCCAAUAACACCUACGACGCAAGCGGCGCUCGCAAAAGGUCUGAAUUUCGCACCGACUCCGCGGAAAAUACCAGUGGAGGCAAUUAUCACUGGCAUAGAAGAAACGAUCGCGCACAACAAAAUUCCAGAUCAAGAUGCUGAGUGUUUGAGACAAGAUGUGUCAUCAGUCAUGCGUAAGUCCAAGUUACCGAAACCUAAUAUGUCAAAACGAGAGUUUACAGCGCUCAAAGACUUACGUAAUGACUCAUCUCUUUUGGUGUUACCUGCGGACAAGGGCAACGCUACUGUCAUAGUGGACACAGCGGCAUAUGAAAAGAAGCUCACAGAGCUGGUCAGGGAUGAAUGUAUUUAUAAAAAGGUUAAUUACAACCCUACCGCUCGCGUGACUUCCGGUUUAGAUAGUUUGUUACGCUCAAGUCCGGAUGACUCACUUAGAAGACACCUACGUCCACAAAACCCCACCGCUCCAAAAAUCUAUGGUUUGCCUAAAAUCCACAAACCCAACUGGCCCUUGCGACCGAUAGUCAGCCAAAUAGACUCACCUACUUACAAGACCUCCAGGUAUAUGUCGGAUAUACUUCAACCUUUGACUGGAAAAACGGCGAGUUACAUAAAGGACUCAACGCACUUCAUCCAACAGUUGGCUAAUGUGAGGCUAGCCGACGAAGAACUAAUGGUGAGCUUCGACGUUACUUCGUUGUUUACAAAUGUACCGGUAGAGGACACACUACAUAGAAUAGAUGACCUGAUUAAGAAUGCAGGCUUACCUACCGUGUACAUGAGUAUCAUAGAAUACUGUCUGAAGAGCGGUUUCUUCGUCUGGCGUGGCGAAUACUACUUGCAGAUGGAUGGUGUAGCGAUGGGUUCUCCCAUAGCUCCAGUGGUGGCAAAUAUUUUCAUGGAGUGGUUUGAAGAAAGAGCUCUCAGUACGACGGAAGAUAAACCGAGAUUCUGGUGGCGAUAUGUGGAUGAUGUUUUGCCAUCUUGCACAAGAAUAGUGUGA
Messenger RNA from Manduca sexta (tobacco hornworm), 1155 nucleotides. RefSeq lists its product as uncharacterized. The record is from RefSeq and is a predicted model, not a curated record. NCBI's taxonomy places the organism in Eukaryota, Metazoa, Arthropoda, Insecta, Lepidoptera, Sphingidae. The transcript has a single exon. The coding region runs from base 1 to 1155 and encodes 384 amino acids.